Cutaneotrichosporon oleaginosum is the source of this 2538-nucleotide messenger RNA. RefSeq lists its product as uncharacterized. The record is from RefSeq and is a predicted model, not a curated record. NCBI's taxonomy places the organism in Eukaryota, Fungi, Basidiomycota, Tremellomycetes, Trichosporonales, Trichosporonaceae. Gene Ontology annotation, cellular component: post-mRNA release spliceosomal complex. Gene Ontology annotation, biological process: mRNA splicing, via spliceosome.
AUGGGCGAUCACGGCCGUUCGCGAUCACGAUCUCCACGGCGGCACAGAGACGACGGCAGGGGCGACAGGCGCGAGCGCGAGCGCGAUCGGGACAACGAGUACAAGAGCCGGAGUGAUCGCGACCGCGACCGUGAUCGUGAGCGUCGGGAUAAGCGCGACCGCGACCAUCGCUCCGACAGGCGCGAGGAGACCGAAAAGGAGAGGCGAGAACGCAAGCGCGCGAAGCGCGAGCGCGAGCGUGAACGCGAGGCGCGUCAUGAAGAGCGUCGUGAGCGGCGGCGAGCCGAGGACGGGGUGCGCGUCGUGGAUGAUGAUGAGGCCGGUGGUGAUUGGGUUGAGAAGGACAUGGACACGGUGAGUGCAGUGGGCACAAUUCCGACAGCCGACUCACUCCCUCUUAAGACGAGUGCGGUAGCCCAUGGUGAACCUUCCCCACCAUCGCUUGCAACAGAGACAACACGUGAAAGCUGGAUGCUAGGCCCAGAGGACCAAGUAGCUUCCUCUUCUGUCGCACGUGAAGCACCGUUGGCCUCUGCCGGCGACUUUUUCUCGGCCCUCGGGACGGAACACAUGCGUAAGGACCCCAACGAGAAGAAGAUUGAGCCACCCAUGCACUCAAAGUACGAACUCAACACGCAGCUGCUCGAAGGCAAGAGUGUCGACGAGUACAAGACCGAAGAAAAGAAGGCAGUGCAGCCUGGCGGUCCAGGUUACCAGUGGCGCAUGAUGAAACUCAAACGCCUGUACGAGCAAGCAACGGAGCAGGGCAAGCCCGUCGAAGAGAUUGCGCUUGAGCGCUACGGAUCGAUGGACGAGUUCCGGGAGGCGGUGGAGGAGCGGCGAGUGCUUGACGAGCGCGAGGCCAAGCGCAAGGCUCGCCGUGGCGGGAGCGACACUGGCUACUCCAGCAGCUCUGGGGUGCGGACUCCAGAUGCGCGUGGGGGCACACCUACCCGCCGCUUCCUGUUCAACGAUGACAGUCGGCCGUCGUCGCGUCAAGGGUUCCGGCGGCCAGGCGAGGAGCAGGACUCCACCCCAAGCGGACGAGUUGAUGCAUUGCGACGAGAAGGCGGCGGGGCUAAGCCCACGGGCCAGUUCGGCACGCCCGCCGGCGCUACGCCCAUUCCUUCGGUAUUUACGCCGCAGGCGUUGACACGAGGCCCGUCUGGCGAGGACGUCCCGCGUUCCUCGCAUGACGGACGGCCAGUCAUGACGAUCGAGCAACUCAAUCGUCUUCAAGCUAAAGUGCUCCGUGCCAAGCUAACCGACGAUGCCGACGCGGAGGCACUGGAGGAGCAUUAUGACCGCGAGCGGGCUCGCUAUGAUGAGGCUAGUUCAUCCGCCGGGCCGAGCGGCGGCGCACUUCGCACCGACGAGAAGGGAAACGUUGUCGAGAUCGCGGUGCUCCCGACGCUCGAUGGGCAGGGCAAGCUCUACGAUGUCGGGCUAGGGAAGGAGGACGAAGCACCGCACGGCAAGCGUCGCAAGAAGGAGCCAAAGUUCGAAACUCGUGACCGCGAGGGCAACCUUUUGCGGUACAAUGCGGAUGACGACGACAUCACUCUUGGCGAGAUGGUGCGGCAGGAGCGCUUCGGCGGGGGAGCGGCCGACCAGAAGAAUCUGGACGCCGAGAUGGCGGCGCGCAUUGCCACGGACGCACGCUUCGACAACAACCUCGAUUACAUGGACGACAACGCUGAACGCCUUGCGCGUCGCAAGAUGAAGACGGACGCGAUGAAGCGCCAGUUUGCGAUUAACGACUAUCGGCGUACAAAGAAGGCACUCGACGAAUGUCCCUUUUGCUUUCAGGAGGACAGAAAUCCGGAGACGGCCAUUGUUGCUCUGGGGAAGCGCACGUAUAUGUGCUGCACGCUCACGGAAGAGCUCGUGCCAGGCCACUGCCUGAUCGUUCCUAUCCAGCACAUGCUCAGCACGCUGCAGAUGGACGACGACGAUUGGGAUGAGGUCCGCAACUUCAUGAAAUGUCUCAUGCGGAUGUGGGCGGCGGAGAACAAGGGCGUAUUGUUCUACGAAACCAUCUGCUCUUUCCGCAAGCAAUUGCACUCGUACAUCGAGUGCGUGCCGGUGAAAGCCGAGUUGUUCGCCGAUGCGCCCGCCUUCUUUCGCGAGAGCAUCCUCGCAUCCGAGUCCGAGUGGAGCCAGCACAAAAAGUUGAUCGACUUCUCGACGCGUCCCGGCGGAUUCCGACGCAUGCUCCAUCCCAACUUGCCUUACUUUAUGGUGCAGUGGGACUACAAGGGAGAGAAGGGGUACGGGCACGUCAUUGAAGGUGUCGAUGAUGCCGGGGGCUCGGCCGAUGACCCAGAGGGCAUGGUGGAUGAGGGCGACAAGGGCGGCGGACGGUUCCCUCCGUAUUUUGCCGCCGAAAUUAUCGGCAACAUCCUCAACCUUGAACCGCGCAAGUGGCUGCGGCCGCGAAAGAUCGACCCGAGCUUAAACAAAGAGCGCGCGCGUGCACUUGGAACAAAGUUCCAGCCUUACAACUGGACUGUUGCACUUCAGGAGGGCGCCGAGUGA